Mollisia scopiformis is the source of this 3206-nucleotide messenger RNA. RefSeq lists its product as uncharacterized. Bases 334 to 3201 code for a protein of 955 amino acids. Lineage: Eukaryota; Fungi; Ascomycota; Leotiomycetes; Helotiales; Mollisiaceae. The transcript is spliced from 3 exons. The record is from RefSeq and is a predicted model, not a curated record.
ACCUGACCUCACAUCAUCCGCAGCACCAGCAGCGGGGUCAACGGCUCAAUCACCAGGCAUCAACGCCGCCCACACUUCGCAGCAACAACUCGAAAAUCUCCAGGACACGCACAAUUUCCAUCUGCAGCAGAAUCGCACCAUUGGUAGCCCUGUGUCCGGAAUGCUGGCCUUGCAGUCCGCUUGAACAAAUUUCUCCAGAUUAGAAAGGCCAGACCCUCACGUGCGAAACUUUACUCGGUCUUUUAGCUUCGAGUCGAGCAUCGAGUCAUCACUUUAGAAAACACAUUUAUUCGAGUCCGGGAGACACUCGCAACGAACAGAGAUACGGGCAAGAUGAGUGAUAGAUACAGCAGAUACGUUCCUCGAAGAGGGUCACCUCCUCUCUUCAACCCCGCCAGGGCUUCUCUUCCUAUCAAUCUGGCGUAUCCUGAGCAGCAGCCACAUCUCCACGUCGUUCCAUCAUCCCGCCGCGAGAUUAUCGCCCCUGCCCGAAGCAGCAAUAGCUCCGCGAGCACUGCUGGUACUGUCACCACCACAUACAAGGUCACAUCUGAGGCUCCAAAGCACGGAAGCCAUGUCCGCGAGGGCAGCCGUACGAGAAGGUCGACUAUCGAUAACCAUAAUCGUCCUACCAUAGUCACCACGACCAGAGCACACAGGCCAGUAGUUCAUAGUGGGGGAGGAGUCAGACCAGCCAGUCCGAUGAAGAACCCAUAUCGCUCGAGCGAGGAAGAAUACGUUGUUACUCCUGCCACAUCUUCGAGGCAUGGCCACCAUCAUCAUAAGAAGCACUAUAGUGUUACUAUGGACAAUGCGGAUAUGAACAGACUUGCACGCGAACGCGAGGAUAGCAGACUGAGGGUUGUUCCUGUAAGGGAACCUACAUACAGAGCACGGAACAGGCCUGUAUACACUGGAUCUGUUGUCAGGCACGCAGAUACUGUCGCUGAUGAUUAUGGUGAUGAUGGAUACGGAUAUACCAACCCACAGGACUUGGUACGAUAUGAUUUGGAUCGCGGUACUCAACCGACCCCAGUAGUCCACCGCUCAAGAAGAGACAGUUUCGAUGGGAACAGAGCGCCAAGGCCAUCUAGCAUUACUGGUUACAAUGAUAUUGUUCCAAGAUCUUACGAUACGAGAGAGCGAGGACCUCCGCCAUCAACGAGAGGCUUCGAUAAGAUACGACCACCACCAUAUGACCAAGCAGCCAUCCGUAUGCCGAGGCCACCGUCCCCUGGUAACUCCAUGGCUCCGAUGGAACCAGUAGCGAGACCACCUCCAUUCGAGCCUGUUGAACCGGUAAGACGAAGCAACAGUACACGAGCCAGACCCACCUCGUAUCAUGACCGAGACAGACCACGAGGACCAAGAGAUGAUUAUUACGAGGUUCGAGACGACGAGAGAAGACAUCGUCAUGAUAGCUAUGAUGAUCGUGUUGAGUCCAGAGGAUUUGGUAUUCGAACAGACAGGCCGGAAAGUCGGACUGCGGUUAGAGGCGAGAGACCAAUCGAGCGUCCUGAAUCGCGUUCUGCUGUCAGAAUCGAACCUCCGGAGAGUCGUUCCGCCAUCAGACCUGAGCGUCCGGAGAGUCGCUCCGCUAUCAGACCUGAACGUUCCGAGCGAAUCGAGAGGUCGGAACGAAAUGAUAGAGGGUCUGAUGGUGAUCGCAAAGAGCACAAAGAACACAAGGGCAGAGAUGCACUUGCUACUGGUCUGAGUCUCGCUGGUGCUGCUUUAGGUAUCAAUGCUGUUAAGAAUGUUGCUCGAGGAGACGAUCGGAAGGACAGAGACAGCGACAGUGAUGAGCGAGAAGAGAGAAGGCGGCGAGAGUAUGAUGAAGAGCCUCGAAGACGUAGGGACAGAGAUGAAAGAGAACAUGUGGAUCUUGGUGGCAGGGAUCCCAAGGAGAGACGACAUCGCGACGAUGAUAUGCCACCACCACCCAGAGACGACUCAUCUCGGGAUCCUCCGCCUGCACGCAGUAAGGAUGUGAAGGAACGAUCACCAACUAUUGAUCUUGGUGGCCGUGAUCCAAGAGAACGUCAAGCAGCUCGAGAUGACCGAGACAGUGACAAGGAACGUCGUGAACGACACAGACAACGUUCUGAAGCCGCUUUGAGUGGUACCGCUGUCGAUUCGUCUGAUACUGGAUCCGAUGAUGCUCAACCUCGACCACGAAGAGAGAUUCAUCACAGAGGUAAUUCUACCGCUGCGGCAGCUGUUGGAGCGGCCGCAGGAGCUGCAGUGGCAGCUGCACCAGCCUUCAAUCCUAAGGACACGAUGGACUUGAAAGCUCUGAAGGAGGCCUUGAACUCGAAAGAUGCUGCCGCGAAAGCAGCUGCACCACCGAAGGAGCCUGUUUCUCGGACACCAAGACAGUCAUCGACAAAGGAUCCUGCCGAGGUAGCCAAGAUUCGAGAAGAGCUUAAGCCUGAACGAGGCCGUGAUCCUCUGGCUUCCAAUGAUAAUCGACAACUUCGUGUGGUUUCACCACCUCGCGAGAAGGCAGAAGACAAGCCAGUCAAAGGCAUCCUUCGACAACCUCGAGAGAAGUUCCCCGAAGAUCCAGCUCCUAUCCGGGAGGGUGUAGCGCCAUUGAAAGAUUCAAAGAAGGAUGGCAUUCCUCCUGAUGCUCGAUGGACGAAGAUUAGCAGGAAGCUUGUCAAUCCCGAGGCUCUGGAAGCUGGCAAGGAGAGAUUUGAAGCUCGUGAAGACUUUGUCAUUGUUCUUAGAGUUCUGUCUAGGGAUGAGGUCCAAGGUUAUGCGGAAGUUACUCAAAGAAUUAGAGCUGCAAGAGAAGAACUCGAAGAAAUCGAAGCGGCCGAACGCCGUCGUGCUCGCCGCGAAAGACACGAACGCCACAAACGUGAACGCAACGGCGAAGUUCCCCGUGAGCAUGGUCGUCGUCGAAGAGAACGAGAACAUCGUGAUCGUUCCGCCUCCGAAUCAGACACCACAGACGACGAGUAUGACGACGGUGACCGCGUGAGCGAUAAGCCGAAAAUGAUAGAAGCACCCAAGAAGAGAGCCACCUUCGAAGACGCCAUGAUGACGGGUGGUCUAGGCGGCGAUAUUAGCGUAGGCAGUGUGAGGGAUCCUAGUCUCCCAAUGGGGGGAGGGUUGGGGAGUUUGAGAGAAGAUCCGAGUAAACCAGGAGUCUACUCGGGGUAUGUGAGGAAUCCACCGGCACCGAAACAGUGAUUUGA